AUGUGGGCGCGUAACCGUAUAACGUUCGCUUGCAAAAUAAACGGAUCAUCAAAAUGUAACCAGCAAUGCUCCACAGAUAGGCAAGACAUUUUGAGCCUCGGAAUCUCGCAUAAUCUCCCGAUAAGAGCCCCUCUCCUAGCAACGAAAUUAACGGUGGAACCUCCGGGAUGGAACAGCGUCAAUAUUGGCUCAAGCAGGCAGCGCUCAAGGAUGGAAGGGGUGCUGGAGGGAGGGCUGUUUGAUGUGUACCAUCAAAAACGUUCAUGCAACGGCGAAUUAAAAACGAACCUUGCCAUCGACCGGAGUGCAUUAACAGGAGUGGUUGCAUGCUGCACUUGUCGGGAAUCGAUCCAGGGCUUCAUGCUCCACUAA
Molecule: messenger RNA, 372 nt
Organism: Nezara viridula (southern green stink bug)
Lineage: Eukaryota; Metazoa; Arthropoda; Insecta; Hemiptera; Pentatomidae
Source: the annotation of a GenBank genome assembly